Molecule: messenger RNA, 3670 nt
Organism: Jaculus jaculus (lesser Egyptian jerboa)
Lineage: Eukaryota; Metazoa; Chordata; Mammalia; Rodentia; Dipodidae
Gene: Lrtm2
Product: leucine rich repeats and transmembrane domains 2
Exons: 6
Coding region: 569-1681 (370 amino acids)
Biological process (GO): regulation of presynapse assembly; positive regulation of synapse assembly; axonogenesis
Cellular component (GO): membrane
Molecular function (GO): protein binding
Source: RefSeq, a predicted model, not a curated record
CCCAGCUGCCACUCCGCCGCGCGCCGCGCUCUCCUCCCUCCGCUCGCCCCGGAGGGCUCCCUCCACCUCUCCCCUCUCCCGAUCGUCUCCUUCCCGCCCCUUCCCUCUGUCCCUUCAGCCUGUCGCUGACCCUGCAGCCCCUUCUUCUUCUCCUCUGCCUGCCGGGGCCGCCCGUCCAGCCAACCUGGCUGGAGCGCAGGAAAGAAGCGGCACCCACCCGCUGGGCUGGCGGGGUUCAGCCCUCAAGUCAUAUCUGGAGGAAGGUGGGGUGCCACUACAUCUCCUUUAGGAGACAAUGGCUUAGGGCAGACCUUCCCAAGGUCUCUCCCCGGCCAGUGGCUGCAGAGUCAUUACAGAGUGGCGGGAAGAAGACAGAACAUCGCUAUUCGCUUCCAAGGUGACGGUGGCGGCAGAACCAAGCCGGAGCCCAGCAGCUCACACCCUCCCUGUCAGCAAGCACAACAAGGAAGGGGGAGGACCUGCCUCUGCCUCCCUGGGGUCAUGGACUGACAGGUCAUAUGCACUGAGGGCUCUUCUCUCCUCAGAGCUUCAGAGUGUGGAGUUCACCAUGCUGGCGCGGGGCAUUGGCCCUGAGCAGAGGAGCAGGCUGGUCCUGCAGUGGAGGCAGAUCUCCUGGAUCACCUGCUGGAUUGCUCUGUGUGCUGUGGAAGCGCGCCCCGCUUGCCCGUUCUCCUGCACAUGUGACAGCCGCAGCCUGGAGGUGGACUGCAGUGGCCUGGGUCUCACCACCGUGCCCCCAGAUGUGCCCGCUGCCACCCAAAGCCUCCUGCUCUUGAACAAUAAGCUGAGCGCCCUGCCGAGCUGGGCAUUCGCCAACUUGUCCAGCCUGCAGCGGCUCGACCUGUCCAACAACUUCCUGGACCAGCUGCCCGGCUCCAUUUUCGAGGACCUGGCGAACCUGACGGAGCUCCAACUGCGCAAUAACAGCAUCAGGACCCUGGACAGGGACCUGCUCCGCCACGCCCCCCUGCUCCUCCACCUGGACCUGUCCAUCAAUGGCCUGGCUCAGUUGCCACCGGGACUUUUCGACGGGCUCCCGGCUCUGCGCUCCCUGUCCCUUCGCUCCAACCGCCUGCAGAGCCUGGACCGGAUGACCUUUGAGCCCCUGGCGAGCCUGCAGCUGCUGCAAGUCGGGGACAACCCUUGGGAGUGUGACUGUAACCUGCGUGAGUUCAAGCACUGGAUGGAGUGGUUCUCCUACCGAGGGGGGCGCCUGGACCAGCUUGCCUGCACCCUCCCCAAGGAGCUGAGAGGGAAGGACAUGCGCACAGUCCCCAUGGAGAUGUUUAACUACUGCUCCCAGCUGGAGGACGAGAACAUCUCUCCCGGGCUGGAUGCUCCAGGGCCGCCCUGCACCAAGGCCAGCCCAGAGCCUGCUAAACCCAAACCCGGAGCUGAGCCCGAGCCCGAGCCCAGCACAGCCUGCCCUCAGAAGCAGAGGUACCGGCCUGUGAGCGUGCGGCGUGCCAUCGGCACGGUGAUCAUCGCGGGCGUCGUGUGUGGCAUCGUCUGCAUCAUGAUGGUGGUGGCGGCCGCUUACGGCUGCAUCUAUGCCUCGCUCAUGGCCAAGUACCACCGGGAGCUCAAGAAGAGGCAGCCUCUGAUGGGGGACCCUGAGGGCGGGCAUGAAGACCAGAAGCAGGUCUCCUCUGUAGCCUGAGAGUUGCCUGCCCAGCCCAGGUAGGGCAGAAGGGAGGCCGCGAGGGAUUGCUGCCAACGAGGCUGCCUUUCCCUCCAUCACAGGCCCUGCCUCAGCCUGGCACUGGCCCUGGCCCCAGCUCCCCUCUCUUCUACCCAUAACAGAUGCCUCUGAGUCUUCUGGAAGCUAGGCUCCUGGAAAAGCCCCUCUGUGGGCCUCUGGUCUUUGGAACCCCCCGAGGCUCCUCCUAAGCUUCUGGUGGCAGGGGAGGAAGGACCUCUGAGAGAGAUGCCUUCUUCACUGAGCAGUCCUCUCUGGCCCUCCGGCCCUGGGGCUAACACAGCUGGGUGACCCUCCCUAGCUCCUGUUCACCCCCACCUCAGUCUGAUUUAGGGCCUGACAGGAAGGGCUGUAGGAGCCAGGGAUAGAUUUUCUGUGACUUUUCUAAAACAAAUCUUCUUUAACUGCUUGCUGUGUGAAGCUAGGCCAGCUCUCAAUGGCUGGUGCCAACGUGCAAAUUCUCCAGGCCUGUGAUCUGGGCCCAAGGCAGACACUGCGGCCACUGCAAUACCCUCCUUGAGUGGACGCCAUUCGAUCCUUAUGUCUUUAUAAACUCCUCUGACCUCACUGUUCCUAGGUUCACUUUCAGUCUCCCCCCCACUUUUUUUUUUUUUUUUGGUGUUUUUGAGACACGGUCUUACUCUGUACAUUAAUUCACUCUUGAAUACACAGUAUCACCAGCAAAGUCUCAUGGAUAAAGUCACACAAGCAUAUUCAUUUCUCUCUCUCUGGUCAGGUAGAAACAGAGGUCAUGAGGACUCAGGGGCAUAGAUGCCUCCUGACUACAGUCUUCCACGUCAUGGGGCGGGGCUGGAGUCUAGACAGUAAUACAGGGCUCCUUUGAGACCCUCCAAAGUAGGCCGAAGUGGGCUGCUGGAGGAACUGCCUGUUGCCAUGGCAACCCUCACACCUCUCUCCGGCUGGGUUUUCCAGGGAUACAGGAGGAGUGGUGUGUGUGUGCGCCGUAGGCGUAGCCUCUCCAGAGCUCAGCUGUAGACCACUGGGAAUGCCUCAGCAUUUCUUCCCUGCCAGGCCCGGGGGGGGGGGGGGGGGGACACCUACGGGUCCCACUGCUGCAGCCUGUGGCCUCACUCAGCUCAGUCUCUGCCCCUCCUGCCCCCCUCUGUCUCUCCCAUUUUCCAUCUGUGACCUCCCCCCUCCCCCGCCCCCGGGGCCAGGACUCAGAUGUGCUCUGGGGUUAGUUUGCCUUGGGGAAAAAGCAGGCGGCAGGCUGCCUCCCUCACAUCUCAGACUGCAGGGAUAAAUCGGACAGGAUGGCCACAUUCUGUUCAGAGCCCUCCGCGCUGGGCUGCCUUUCCCAGGGGGCCUUGCAAUUACACUCGGACCGCUCAAGACCAGAGAAUUGGCUAGAAUAGGGACUUCUUGGACUAUGCAGAUUUUCAGGGUCACUGUCCCCUGUUUUUAGCUGCCUCCCCUCCCACACCCCUCCUUGGGAGUCUGGGUCUCUCUGCUGGACCAUGAUCUCCUGCGUCACAUCGGAUCAGGACGCGUGAGGCUGACAGCUUGCUCGAAGACAGGUUUUGGUGGCAAGCACAGAGAGCGGCUUGCCGUCUGCUGUGGCACUGGGCGAAGUCUGCGGGGCAUCAGGCCAGGCCCUCCCCUCCUCCACUUCCUGCUCCACUCGCAAGGGAGUGUGCUGGGGGGUCUCAGGGAUGCCUCGCGGCCAUCCCGAAGGUGGACACACAACACAGGCUGCUUUUCAGGAUCACAAGAUCUCCCUGGAUGGGACAUGGGCUUUCUUCCUCAUUUUUUUCUUUUUUUUUUUUUUUUGCUUCUGGGGUUACCAGAUCUGGGAUUUCCCGAGGGCCCGAGGGAGAACAGAACACCGUUGGUGGGUGCACCUUCAGUUGGAGAAAGAUUUUUAAAGGCAAAAUUAUAUUUCUGGUUUGUUGUUUCAGAAGACCAAUAAAGACUGUAUUUUCCUAUAUA